Messenger RNA from Didymodactylos carnosus, 923 nucleotides. NCBI's taxonomy places the organism in Eukaryota, Metazoa, Rotifera, Eurotatoria, Philodinida, Philodinidae. The record is from the annotation of a GenBank genome assembly.
AUGUCUUACUCAUACCAUACUACCUAUUUACCUAGUACAAGCAGUACGCCACUGUAUGAAAUAUACAGACUAUUUAGUAACAAGGAAAACAAUAUGAAAGAUGAAUUACAACAUUUUCAUGACGAGCUGCUCAUUUGGAAACACAAUACCAUUAUAGAAAUCACUCGACACGUUGAUAUAGAAGUAAGAAAAUUAAAUGAACUACGCAAUGACAUUGUAAAAGAUAUUAUUAAAAAGAGAGAUGAGUAUGCAACAACGAUCGGUUAUUAUAUCAAUAAAAAUCCUGACGAGGUGGAUAAGAUCUUUAGUCAAUGUGAAAAAUUAAAGUUUGAAUUAGAGAAAAUACGAUAUAAAACGACUGAACUUAAUUGGCCUUGCGUACCAGAAAAAUGCACCGUAAAAUCUACAGACACGGAUAAUCAAAAUGGAACAUUUAUUGGCAAAUUGGAUAGUGACACAGCAUCAACAACAGAUAAACGUCAAACUGCUGUGAAACUUCCUACUACACCUACAGAUAUUUCAAGAGACAAAAAUCGAUCACCUAGCUCAAGGAAGUAAGUAGUGCUUUUUCGUCUCUAUUCGUAAACUAUUGAAAUGUGUAUUUUCCAUAUAGAGUAGUGUGGGGGAAAGAGAGACACCUUUUCAAUUUUUUGUGUGUCAAUUCAAGUGUCUCUUUUUUCCCCACUCCGGGUAAAAUGAGACACUUCACUAGUCUGCUUGGAGUAAAAAGAGACACUCCAUUCAAAUACAUGGAAUUUUAAUUAAUAAUUGACUGUGAGGUAAGCUUUAGAGAUAAUUACUUAGGGCAUACCAAAAGUUCGUAGAGUGAUACCUUAAUACCUUAUGAUAAGCUUUAAGUAACUUUCUUUCUAUAUAGUUUGAUAGAGAAAAGAAUGCUCUAUUUUUCUAUGCUAUUUGAUCAU